Molecule: messenger RNA, 932 nt
Organism: Lactuca sativa (garden lettuce)
Lineage: Eukaryota; Viridiplantae; Streptophyta; Magnoliopsida; Asterales; Asteraceae
Source: RefSeq, a predicted model, not a curated record
AAAUUAGUUCUGAUUUGGAUAUCUUGAAUAAAAUGAACUAAUACUUUGACUUAGAUCGAUAUGGAAAUAGGCAUUUACCCUUCCAAAAUCCUGAAAACCGCCAACUUAAAGAGCCUCAACCCUAGCAACCCCCACUUCACUCUUUUUCCGUCUCUCAAACCCUUCAAACCCCACUAAACCAGGCCACCACCAUGAAGAAGCUCUACAGAAAAAGCACAGUCCACCCAUCGCCGCCACUCAUUUCGGACCAACUUGCUCUUUUGCCGGCAGCCAUCUUCACUCUCACGGUGGCUCUCUCCCAAGAAGAUAAAGAAGUCCUGGCUUACCUCGUUUCCUCCACUAACUUCCCCACGGCCAGAAAAAGCACCACCACCAGCACCACCUGCAAAUCCUCCUCCUCCUCCGCCGCCGACCACCCACCUCUCUUCAACUGCAGCUGCUUCCGGUGUUACAUGAGUUACUGGGUACGGUGGGAUUCUUCACCUAAUCGCCAACUCAUCCACGAAAUUAUCGAUGCUUUCGAAGAUGGAUUGGUUCGACACAAGAGAGAGAAAAGCAAGAAAGAUAGAAAAAAGAAAUAUAAUAGUAGUAAUAGUAGCAAUGAAGAAACCACUACACCUGAGUCGACUGAGUUAACUCAGUCUCCGGAGCUGAGUCCGGUAACUUUAAACGAGUCGGAAUCGGUGGGAGACUGUGAAGAAGGGUCUGUGAGGAAGCUGGUGAAUUUUCUUGGAGAACGAAUUUGGAGUGUUUGGACAUGAGGGGUAAAACUGUCAAUUUAGCCAAAGAAGGUUGGUUUAAGGUGUUCACUUUACCACUACUACUUUCUUGAAAUUACUCAUUGGUCCUUUUAAUUUUGGUCUGUAAAAUAUUUACCCUUUUUUUCAAUGUGAAAAAGUGGUAGUUUAUUUAUUUAUUUAUAUUUCAUGCUA